CGGGCAGGGUUUCCAGCCGGAGCGCUUAUGCGGAGCGCGGGGCAGGGGUUCGGGGGCCGCCAUGUCACGGUUGCACCGGAGCAGGAUCGCGGACUUCCAGGAGGUGCUGGGAGAACCCACGGUGGCGCUGGCCAAGCUCCGCGACCUGUGCUUCAGCGGGAUCCCCUUUGAUGGUGGGCUGCGCUGCCUGUGCUGGAAGAUACUCCUGAACUACCUCCCUUUAGAGAAAGCCUUAUGGAGCUCUUUGCUGAAGAAACAGAGGGAUCUGUAUUCCCAGUUCCUCAAGGAAAUGAUUAUCCAGCCUGGGAUUGCGAAAGCCAACCUGGGUGUUUCAAGGGAAGAUGUGACCUUAGAAGAUCAUCCCCUCAAUCCAAAUCCUGACAGCCGAUGGAAUACUUACUUCAAGGAUAACGAAGUGCUUCUCCAGAUAGAUAAAGAUGUCAGGAGGCUGUACCCUGACAUGGCAUUCUUCCAGCGCCCAACAGACUACCCCUGCCUUUUAAUCCUGGACCCCCAGAAUGAGUUUGAGACGCUGCGCAAGCGGGUGGAGCAGACAACGCUCAAGUCCCAGACAGUGGCACGGAACCGCAGCGGGGUCACAAAUGUGAGCUCCCCUCUUAAAACAACACCUAAUGCUCUGAGUGAGUAUGAAGUUCUGCCCAACGGCUGUGAAGCUCACUGGGAAGUGGUGGAGCGAAUCCUGUUCAUCUAUGCCAAGCUGAACCCUGGGAUAGCAUAUGUGCAAGGGAUGAAUGAAAUUGUGGGGCCUCUUUACUACACCUUUGCUACAGAUCCUAACAGUGAAUGGAAAGAACAUGCUGAAGCAGACACAUUUUUCUGCUUUACCAAUCUAAUGGCUGAAAUUCGGGACAACUUCAUUAAGAGCCUGGAUGAUUCUCAGUGUGGUAUUACCUACAAAAUGGAGAAGGUCUACUCCACCCUGAAGGAGAAAGAUGUGGAGCUGUAUUUGAAACUUCAAGAACAGAACAUCAAACCCCAGUUCUUUGCCUUCCGCUGGCUGACGCUGCUCUUGUCCCAAGAGUUCCUGCUGCCAGAUGUCAUCCGCAUCUGGGACUCCCUCUUUGCUGACGACAAGCGCUUCGAUUUUCUUCUGCUCGUCUGUUGUGCCAUGUUGACACUAAUCCGGGAUCAGUUGCUGGAAGGAGACUUCACUCUGAACAUGAGGCUGCUACAGGAUUAUCCUAUCUCUGACGUUCAUCUGAUUUUGAAGAAGGCAAAAGAACUUCAAGAUUCCAAAUAGUCCAUGAACCUAACAAAAGGUGUCAUAGAAACUGUGUGGCAGCAGAUCCCAGGAGAUGCCCCUCAUGCAGCAUGGAGCAUUAAAGCUCCUUGUGAUCUCUGCAGGACUUCAGGUUUCAUGUUUGGGCUACUGGCCAUCUUGAAGACUUCCUCCUACUCUAUUUAUUAAGUCAAGGACUGAUUGCUUCCCCAUCUGCUUGGGUCCUGCACUCCAGAUAUUUUUUCUGUGCUGCCAAAAGCAGUUCUUUGUAUCUUUUUAAUGACUUUCAAGUUUGAGGAGAAAGAAACCACCUGUCUGCAUAUCCCUGAAGGGAUGGACUCCUGUAUCACGGGAGUGACACAUGGAGUAACUCCUGAUUGGGAAGGGACAGGCAGGGUCCAGUGGAUUUUGGUGGGUGAGUGUAGAAGGAUCUUCCUCCUGUGAAUAGAAUGUACUCCAAUGAAGUCACACCUCCUGCCAUUCAAGUAGCUCCUGGAUUCUUCUCCCUCGUGUCUGUGCUUGGCCAUCCCUGGGGUGUGUAAAGAAGAUUACAUUGGGUUUUGGUGAUUGUCAUCUGGCAUCCUGCAGUUUGGACCCCUUUGCCUGGGAAAGGGACCUUGAUGAGCUAAGAUGGGAGGACAUGAUUACAGCUGGUGGCUUCAUGCACUGAAACUGCCUGAAUCCAGAAUCGCCUUAUCAACACAGUCUCCUUGACAGCCAGACUGUGGUGGCUUUAAUCGAUGAGUCAAGUGCAGUUUGAACUCGAGCCUUAUUAUGCACAGCCUUAGAGCAGGAGCGUGUUGCUGCAGGAAGGCCUCAUGCUGCUUUCCUGGCUCUGAACUGGAGCAUAUCCAGCUACAAUCCGGAUUCUGAAACACAAGAAACGGGCAUCUAGACAUGUGCAAUGAAGACAGAUGUAUAUAGAGGCUUAUACAGGCAUGGCACUGGGCUGUUCUGCCUCAGUGGCUUGCAUAAUAUUACCCUGCAAGAAGCUCUGGUCACAGGGACCUUGAUACUGUCUCACAGUACAUCUUGCCAGGAAGAGACAUGGUACAGGUCUGAGCUACAAGUAAGAUUGCUUUCCUGGUGUAAUCCAGUAGACAUACAGGCAUCACACUAAGUCCUGGUGGAGUCACAGUCCUGAGCUGAACACUGGACCCUCUUGAGAGAGGAAACUACUGCAUUUCCAGUACGGUGGAGCAGGUGAACAGCAACUGAAACAAACCAUGGAGAGAGCUGCUAACCUGUGGCAAUGUUGAGCUGAUCAGAAACUCUAAUCCUUGGAGGGAGAAACUGCCAGCACCCGGGUGCCUGGGUGGAGCAGAAGCUCUUGAGUGAACACUAAUCCAGCGUGCUUUCCCCUUCUGUUCCGUGCUGCCUCACCUCUGCAUAGCUGUUUGACACUGCAGGUUUUGGUAUUUAUGGGUACUGAUUUGUUAAAGGUCAGUCUUUGCAAGAUCUGCUUAAGCUGCUGAUGGCCUAGAAUUGCCUUAGCAGGAGGGAUGCUGUCAGCCUGCAGCUUUUAUACUGGUGUUAUUUCCUUCACUGAAGGCCAGUUCUUUACAGGCUCCUAUAAUUGUCACAAAGGUGUGUGGGGAGGCUGGGGGACAGGUUGAUGCAUGUACCUCUGUUCUUACUGGCAAUCUGUAAGCAAGCUCUGCCUCUUGAGGAGAUGCUAGAGUAACCCUGGGGCAGCCCAGUGUUGCUGCUGUGGUGGAGCAAAAGCAACUGAAGACUUAAAACAAUCUGUAAUUAAUACCUAUGGCUAACACUAUCCCUCUCUGCUGCACUCCUUUCUAGAGGGUAGAGUUUUCCUUCAAGAAAUAUGGAACCAAUAGGCCAGCACAGCUGUGUGAUGAAGCAUCCUGCCUGCUCUAACCACUGGAUGGAUCUUUCUGCCUUGUAUUGCUGAGCUAUUCCAGGGGGUCUCAUGGUCUCAGCUCAUAGGUACCCCACACUAGAGGGGCCAGCAGGCAGACCUCAUGUGGCCAAAGAGCUAGGUGACAGGCACAAAUGUAGAAUGAAAAGGUCAAGCUCUUAGGCAAAAUUUGACCCCCUCCAAACACUUCUGCCUCAGAACUGCUGUAAAUGCACUGUUGCUUUCUCCCAUUCUGUUUCUCACAUUGUGUUUUUGCACACACAAUCUCUGCUCUCACCUCCCCAAAUACCUGGCCUGUCUGUUUCAGGCCCCCCUGGCAAGUGCAGGGGUCCCUUACACUGUAUUUUCUCACUAACAGGAUCCUCCUUGAGGGUUCCUGCUCUGAACAACUAAAAGUCUCCUUAAAAUAACCUGAGAAGGCUGCAGGCAAAUCAGGAUUAAAGCAUUAUUGGGAGAUGAA
Messenger RNA from Pezoporus flaviventris, 3579 nucleotides. RefSeq names its product TBC1 domain family member 13 (gene TBC1D13). The coding region runs from base 62 to 1261 and encodes 399 amino acids. Gene Ontology annotation, biological process: intracellular protein transport; activation of GTPase activity. NCBI's taxonomy places the organism in Eukaryota, Metazoa, Chordata, Aves, Psittaciformes, Psittacidae. Gene Ontology annotation, molecular function: GTPase activator activity. The record is from RefSeq and is a predicted model, not a curated record. The transcript has 12 exons.